UUUAGAGUAAUAGUGUUCUGUGGUGAAGUGAUAUGGUCAAUGGUGGCAGCGUUCGCAACCGUCAACUAUCAAGGCGGUGUUGUGCGGUUUAAUUUUAGUGUUGUGAAAUAUCAACCAUCCCAAUUAUUCGCUAUCUAACGUGGUACUUGGGUACAGAAAGAAAAAUAGUGCAGUAAUUGACAAUAAUUUAUUUCAGUAGCAUAUAAAGAUUUCAUAGUAGAGCUACUAUGUCUGAAUUCAAGGAUUGGUACAACAAUGUACCGUUUUUCACCCGUUAUUGGUUAACGUUAACAAUUGCAUUAAGUUUAGUUGGAAAAUUUGGUAUAUUCAGCUAUUACAAUUUUAUUUUGGAUUUCCAUUCAUUUAUUUACAAGCUACAGCUAUGGAGACCAGUUACAGCGCUAUUCUACUAUCCUAUAACACCAGGCACAGGAUUCCAUUUCCUGAUAAACUGCUACUUCCUAUACAACUAUUCAGAGCGACUUGAGUCGGGAAUGUUUGCUGGAAAGCCUGCCGACUACUUUUAUAUGUUGCUGUUUAAUUGGGCAUGUUGUGUUGUUAUUGGCUUGCUUGUUAAUUUACCGAUACUCAUGGAUCCAAUGGUCCUCUCCGUACUUUAUGUUUGGUGUCAGUUGAACAAGGAUGUCAUUGUUUCAUUCUGGUUUGGUACAAGGUUUAAAGCUAUGUACUUGCCUUGGGUGCUGCUUGCAUUCAACAUGAUUAUUAGUGGAGGUGGUGCAAUGGAGUUGCUGGGUAUUCUCAUUGGACAUCUCUGUUUCUUCCUUCUCUUCAAAUACCCUCAAGAAUUGGGAGGACCAGCGCUACUUGCACCACCAGCUUUCUUAAAGCAACUUUUCCCCGAUACAAGAUAUGUUGGUGGCUUUGGUACUGCACCUCAGACAAGGGUGGCUCGUCCUGCUGCUGCUACUGGAACUUUCGGUGGCCACAACUGGGGCAGAGGUCACACCCUCGGAGGAAACUGAAUGUGGAAAUGGAUACUGUGGACUGUAUUAGUGGAGAAGAUUUGUUCAAGUGUAAAUAAUAAUAUGUUAAUAAUUGUGAAUAAUUUCAUCCCUAUACAUUUUUGGAUGUCGGAAUUGUUGGGCAAGAAGUUAAGAAUAUUGAAAUUGUGUGUGUGUGAUAUAAGGAGACCAUUAAUAUAAUUAUACUGUGUAAAAAUGAAAUGAUUUGAGCAAUAUAAUAAAAUAUCUAAGCGAACAUCAAUAAAUACCUCACCUUCCAACAAUAGUACAUUUACCAAGUAAAGAAAGGUUGUGAAUUCUAAGGGGAGUGCAAAUUGUAUGCAACAAGGAUUCAACUUCACAAACAUUACGACAUGUGGAGAAAUAUACCUGCAAAAGAAACGAAAGCAACUCAACCAUAAGUAUCGAGGAUUAUAAUGUUUGUUCAGAAGAAAUGCUGGCUAAGUCUAGAGAACAAACUCCAUAUAUACAAUGUAGUUCUAAAGCCAAUCUGGACUGACAGUAUCCUGCUCUGGGGUUCAGCAUGCAAUUCCCACAUUGCAAUUAUACAGAUCUAUUGAAUGACCAUGGUUGCUAAUAAACAAUGAACUUCAUUAAGAACUUAAAUUUAAAACAGUAAAGAACAAUACUCUUCAAAUUACAAAGAAAGCCUAGCAAUUCGACCAUUGGCAGUGGAGCUAGUAACUAUAAACAAUAAAAAGAGACUCAAGCGAAACAGUAUUGUCGAAGCGGACAUAAAGUAAAGGGAAUAAAGGUUGAUGGACCCCUCUUCCCUCAAGACUACAACGGUGUUAUUAUAAAAACGUAUUGAUCACUUGUUUUAAAAAGUUCUAUUACAAAUCCGUGUCUUUCUGUUGUGUAGCGUUGCGUCUUUAGACGUCGCUCACAUAGUUAGACACUGAUUAACAAAACACUUGUCUAAGCCAUGUUUAAAUUAUUUUUUGAUCAACACAUGAUUAAUUUUUUUUUUGUAAUAUCGCUUAAAAAAAUCCGCUAAGAACAUUGAAUGAAAUUGUGGUGGUGUUAAAAGUGAUGAAGUGUGGCCACGCAAGCGAAUAUUUUUGCGAUAAAACCCUUUGAUUCACGCUAGUUCAUCGACAUUGCCGCGAUAAUUAUUCGCAAUCGCACAUCCACACUUGAUAACGCAAAUAUUCAUUGUAUUCCGUUAUUUACGCCUCAGUGUUAAAGUACUAAUCGCUCGUCUCGACUUUUUUUAAGCUGAAUUUGAUAGUAUACAAAAUAGAAAGCAAUUUUGUGGUUUUAUGAAACCACUAUCCAAGUGAAACAUUGUAUCACAAAAUAAUAUAAUAAUAAUCGAUUGAAAACAACCGACUGCUUUACUUCUUUAUAAAAAUUUAAAUACAAUUUGAUAAAAAACCCUGGUUUGGUGUGAGGGUUCGAACCUACCUCCCCCUCUUGAAAACCAGAGCUUAAAUCUGGCGUCUAAGACUGCGCGGACAAACUGACUUGAAAGCAGUUGUUGAAGUUAAUGAUACAACUUCACCCCUACUACUUCCUUUACCUUUACUUCACUUUAAAAAAUGAAACACAUUAUCCUGUUAACCAAUAGACGCAGUACAUUCUAUUACAUAAUGGUAUACAUAGAGAUUUCUUUUUUAAUAAAUACAGGCUACUGUUAAACCAUUUCUAAGUGCAUUGUUUUUGUUUUUAUCAAUUUUAAUAUUGAUUUUCGAUUGACAUAAACACCAACGUAGGCUAUUGCUUCUUCUUAUCGAUUUACUACUAAACAACACAAUUAUUUCGUUUAAAAUAAGCUUAAUAGACUUGUUUAGUACAAUAUUUUCGCUUAAUUGAUUAAUAUGAUGGCUUUAUAAACGCUUACAUAGAUUGCUUUUGAAGGACAUUGCUCAAUUUGACAGUAUAAGCUAGUCUUCUUAAUAUAUAUAAAUUACGUGACACGUUGUUUGUCCGCGAUGGACUCCUAAACUAAUAAACGGAUUUUAAUGGGGAUUACCUCAUGGAGUGCAGUUUAGUCCAACUUGAGAGAUAGGAUAGUUUUUAUUUCGAUUUGAGACCCAUAAUUAUUUUUAUUUUCAAUGUUUCUUUUGUAUGGACAUAUUUUCUAUCAGAGAAUUUAUUGACGCACGGUUUGACAGUUCCGCUGUGAAGCAUUUUUUACGAAAUAAUUCUUGAUGUUUUGAAAUAUUAUUGGCAAAUUCCUAUAAAACAGUUUUUUUUUAUCAUAACAACGUCUGUCGGGUCAGCUAGUAUAAUAGAAAAUAUUUAGAUAUUGCACGCAUAAUGUGAAGAGGUUGACGUUACCUCGCGAGGCAAUGGUUUUUACUAGGUAAUAAGCAUAGGGUAAAUGUUACUGGGUGGGUGUUCAGUAGAAGUUCUUAUUAAGGCGUUGCCCAAUUGCCUACAUGGAAUGCACGCCCCUGUUUGUAGAUAUGAUUAAAUAAUAUGUUAUUUUAACAAAAUGCACAUGAUUUAAAUAAAAUUUUAUAACUUAAGAGUUAUGCCUAUGAUAUUAUUAUUUUUGGUGAUAAUCUGAUUCUGAGUAAGAAAUUAUUAUUUAAAUAGUGUAAAAAAAUCUCGGAGAUCAAUUAGAAAAGCUACACACUUGGUCAAAGCGGAUUUGACGUGUAAGUAUGGCGACAAAUGUAAUUAAUCAAUCAAUCAUCUCAAUUGUUGUUAAGAACUAUGACGUCAUUAUACAACGCAUCUAGCGCGCCAAAUUUUAGACGUAAAUGCACAUUGGUUGACUUCCUUUUCAACUCGUUUUUUUUUAUUAUUAUUUAUCGAAUAAAGUAAAUAUGCAUUAUUCCUAUAGUAUAGGUACCUAAUAUUUUGUAAGAUUGCAGUUUCGAUAACUACGAUUAUUGUUUUUUUUUUCUUUUUGUAUGUUAAAUGGUUACAGCUGUGGGACCUAGUUUAUGGAAUAGAGUAUGGUAUACAGUGAGAACAGUUAAAUCGUCUAUCAGGAGUUUGUUAGUAAAAUCAAUUGUAUUCAUGCACCACCUGGGGCGUUUUUCAAAAUCUCAUGGAAACGAGUUCGUAUGAAUAGAAUAGUGUAAAUUAUUGAUAAAAAUUUAAAUAUAAAUAAUUAUUUUAGCAGAGGUUAAUAAUUUACGCUAUUAAUAGACUAAUAAAUAUUAUAUAUAGGUAUCUGUUUAUAUUAUUAUGCUUUAGUUUUUAUGAAAAGUAAUAUAUUUUGUCUUAGGUUUUAUUGAUAUUGAGAUGGUUUGAACGAAUAAAAUUAUUAUACAAAUUUAA
Messenger RNA from Leptidea sinapis, 4220 nucleotides. It is a transcript of the gene Der-1, whose product is annotated as derlin-1. The transcript is spliced from 6 exons. NCBI's taxonomy places the organism in Eukaryota, Metazoa, Arthropoda, Insecta, Lepidoptera, Pieridae. Gene Ontology annotation, molecular function: misfolded protein binding; ubiquitin-specific protease binding. Gene Ontology annotation, biological process: endoplasmic reticulum unfolded protein response. Gene Ontology annotation, cellular component: endoplasmic reticulum membrane; Hrd1p ubiquitin ligase ERAD-L complex. The record is from RefSeq and is a predicted model, not a curated record. Bases 228 to 983 code for a protein of 251 amino acids.